AUGGAAGAUCAACAAAAACAUGAUUAAAUUGAAAGUAAAAGAUCCAGUAGUUUAUAAACUAUAGAAAUCCAAACAAAGAAGUAAAAAUCUGCUUUUGAAGUAAAUUUAAAAUAAUCUUUUAGUAAAUCGUUGAAAUUUGCUUAAAACCAGUUAUAUUUCGUAAUUCAAAAGAAACAACUUUAUUGAUUGAUUCUCUUAGAAAUAUUAAGUUUUUUCAAGAGUAGUUUAGUGAUCAUUAUGAAGAAAUGUUAGAAGAUGUAGCUGAAAAUGCAAGAUUGCAUAUUUAUAGCAAAAAUGAAAUUAUCAUUAAAUAAGACACUUAUGGUGAUACCUUCUAUAUUAUAAUCAAAGGAGAAGUAAAAGUUCUAAAAAGAGUGAUAACUGUAAUAGGAACAUAUACAACAAAAAAAGGGAAAAAGAAAGAUAAGUUUCAUGAAGAAUUAAAAGAAAUAACAACAUUAAAAGAUGGAUAAUAUUUUGGUGAAUUAGCAUUAUUAGUAUUUUAUUAUAAUAUUAAAGGAAAGAAAACCAAGAGGAGCAGAUAUUGUAGCAAUAACUGAUUGUUUUAUUUUAGAAUUAGACAAAGAUUCAUUUGACAGAAUAAUGUCUACUAAAGCUUAAAGAUAAUUCUUACAUUUACUUGAAACUUUAAGUUUUAAUGUCAUGUUGAAAGAUUUAUCAAAAAAUGCUAUUAAAGCUUUAUUUAUGAUUAUGGAAAGAAAAGUAUAUAAUUAUGGAGAUGUUAUUUAUAAAUAAGGAGAUAAAGGAGAUAGUUUAUAUUUUAUAAUUGAAGGAGAAUUUAAGAUGGUUACAAAUGUAAAGAAAGAAUUUAUAAAGAAUGGAAGUGAUGAAGUAUUUUAUUUUGAAAGAGAAGCAGAAAUAUGUAUAUUAGGAAAAAAUGAAUCAAUUGGAUUAGAAGAAUUUUUAGAUUAAGAAAAGAGAAUAUGGAAAGCUAUUUGUUAAAGUUAAGAGGGUGUUUUAUAUAAAUUAAAUAGAAUAGAUUAUAAAAGAAUUGAAUAAAGAUAUCCAGAUAUUGUUAAUGCAAUCUAAAAAGUAAGAGAUGAAAAAAGAGUUUAUUAUAAUAAAUGGAAAUUAAAACAUGCAUAUCCUUUAGAAGCUGGUUUAGAAAAUUAAUCAUAAGAAUAAUUGGAUUUAAAAUUUGAUUAUAAGAAUUAUGUUGAAAAAACAAAAAAUCUAAAACAAAUAAUUAUGAAAGAUAAGGAAAUGUCUUUUAUUUCUAGAGAUUAAAUAACAAUCAAUGAUGAUAUGGAAAUUAUGUUAAGAUAUUGUCCUUAUUUUUAAUUAGAGGUAUAUAAUCUAUCAUGAUUAAGGAUAAAAAAGCAUCUCCAUUUUUGGUUAAUACUCCAGAAACAAUUUAAAUUAGAAGAGUUAAAAGUGCUAAUUAUAGACCUAUCAGUACUUAAUAUUAAAUAAAUAAUGAUAAAUCAUAUGAAAAAACUUUCAAAGGAAAAUCAAGAAAUUAAUCAAAACAUGAUAAAAUAAUUGCUGAAACUUAACCAACUAUAACAAUAAAUUAAUAAACUACUACUUAACCUGAAGAUUAUAAAUAAAAAUCCAUUUUAAUAUCUCCUAAAAUUAUUUAAUCAACUUAAAAUCUUUUUUCACCUUUAAUUGAUGAAAAAAGAAAAUCAAUUUAAAAAAAUAAAUUUAAUAAUUAAAAUGAUCUAAUGCAAAGUAAAAUAACUACAUUUAUGAAACUAACACCAUAAAAAAUAGAAGAAAUGGCUAUUUAAUAAAGAUUAAACAAAGAAAUAUUUUAAUAAAAAAAACUUUAUAUUAAUCAAUAUCCUUUUAGAACUCCAAAACAAAUGUUAAAUCGUAUUAAAUCUGCCAUUAAAUUUUAAUCUCCUAUUUCUAUUAAAAGUUAUCGAUAAUCAUAAUAAGGAUAAGUACACAAAGGAACUGCUACAGUUAUCAAAUCUUUAAGUCCAUAAGAUUAAAGUUCUUUUGGAGAUGGUACUAGAAUUCAUUCAAUUAAAAAUUCAAAUCAAUUUAAUAUUGAUUUUUCUGCUUUACCUCUUAAAUAUUCAGCCAGUUUUAUUUCUUCUUAAUAUCAAAAAAGAAAAAAGUCAACACUAGGAAAUAGUUUAAAAUUUAGAUAAAAUUCUAACUUUUAAUCUAUUGUUACUAAUCUUUGA
Paramecium pentaurelia is the source of this 2159-nucleotide messenger RNA. The record is from the annotation of a GenBank genome assembly. NCBI's taxonomy places the organism in Eukaryota, Ciliophora, Oligohymenophorea, Peniculida, Parameciidae.